Linum trigynum is the source of this 1780-nucleotide messenger RNA. The record is from the annotation of a GenBank genome assembly. Lineage: Eukaryota; Viridiplantae; Streptophyta; Magnoliopsida; Malpighiales; Linaceae.
ACAAGAGGUUGGUAAAGCAAAGGAAGGAAGAAAUUACCCUGUCAAUAACGUAAACGAAAUUGUGUAGCAACCAUAAUUAAUGUCGGGAGUGCAAGGGGCUCAUCCGCCGGAGUCGAAGACGCCGACGACGUACGAGUCGGUAGCCGGAGGGGAGAACAGGACGAGGACCGACAUCCGCUCCAGGGAGGACGAGGGGAUGAUACAAGUAGAGAAGCUUCAGGACAAGGUUGGAGACGACGACCCUUUCGAAGUCGCCGGCGUCAACCCUGUUUUCGGUCCGGGCAAGGAUGAAGAUGGUGGUGACGAAAAGCAGCGCGACUUGGGGGUCACCGGCACGGCCGCCUGACUUUUGUCACCGGCGAUGAGAGACGCACACUACUCUUGCUCCAUCCAUCGACGAGUUAAAGAGAUAACUAGCUAGCUGUAUAGUAAUUAGUAAAUAGCAAUCCCUGUUUUUAUUUCUUCUUUUUAUCUCUUGCCUUGCUUUCCUUUGUGGUUAACAACUUAACAUCACAUGAAAUAAGAGUUGGAAAUACCAAGAGAGUUGUAUUUGUACGUUAUUUUAUAUAUGUAUAACUAUUAUACGUACCAUUAAUUUUGAAAAGAAGUAAAAUAUAUGUUAUUUUUUCAUUAUCAUAGUUUACUAUCCUUGUUAACACACGCUCUCAAGAGUCAAGCCAAUACAGCAAGGUAAAUAUUAUUCUAUAAGAAAAUUAAAAUCAAAACUAAUAAAGAAAAUUGAAAGCCCACUUGGUGGAUUUUGUUUGGUUGUCACGCCGACCAGUAUGCUAUCAGUUGAACUUGGUUCAACUUGUGCCGACCAUGAAACCGACAUGCCAUCACUGGUUUGAUCACUCUACAAAUUUAUAAAUAAAAUGACAUAAAUUUAAAUAUGAAUAUAUGUAAUUUUAUUUGAAAUAUCACAUUUUAUUUAAAUAUCGCAUAAAUUGUCUUCAAAUUUGGUUUAUAUAUGAUUAGAUUUCUUUGACAUUAAUGGUUUUUGACAUUUCUACAUAUUUUAUUAACCGGCAUGAACUGGCACAAACUGGUUGUACUACAGAUAGAAUCAUUCUACUUGAUAAACCGGCACAACGGUAUAUAAUAAACCGGUUUGACAACUUUGGUUCCUACGAUACUUUUUUUAAUUAAAAAAAGCCUACUAUAUAUAUGCCUUGUUGUUUGGGCCGUUCAGUUUUCUUUUUUAUUUUGGGGUCUGAGCCCAUUAAUAAGACCGAGUCAGGAAAAAAAUAUCUUAUGCGUGCACCAAAAAAUAUCUUCUGCCGGCUCAAAUAUACAAAGCUCACAAAAUAAUUGGUACCUCAACUUUGCUCCCAAGCAAACGCAACCCUCAAGUCUGCGAUUAAUAACAUAUCAGUCACCCUAUCUUAUCCCCACAAUUUUCUGGUCCAAAUUAUACACAUUAGUGAUAGAACACCUUGCCACCUUCAAAUAAUAAAAAUCAUUCAAAUUAAUUUACACCGCUGUAAAUCGACCAAUAUGACUACAAGAGUAUCGAAUUUUAAUUCUUAUUGGUAGCAAAAUCAACUCCGUUUCAUUAUCCAAUUUCUAACUUAAUUUACCUGUAACAACGCACGCUAAUUUAUCUCUUCCCUGUCUAUUGUCUAAUCAAAGGGCUCAUUUGGUCUUGAUCAUUAUUUAUCUAUCUGGAUUGAUACACUAAGCUGGCCAAUCGGGAGAAUCGACGUCACAGAGUGACUAUUGUGUUAGAUAAACCAAACUUUAGUGGUAAAUUUGUAAGGAAUCAAAACCUUAGUGAUCG